ACUUGUUCGUGUUUCAGCUUCAAGCGGUCAUUUGAGUCUGUAUUAGCAGUGUGUGUAUUGUUAUGAUUGGACUUGCUUCUUAAAUAUUCAUUUUCCCAUUCUAGUACAGUAUGUCUCAGCUUGACAGCUGAAAUUUGUAACAAGUAGUAGAUUUAUUAGGAAAAAAUAUUUUAUAGUUUCAUGUUGACCAAUACAGUAAGUUAGUUGCUACUAACUUACACAUACUAGUAUGUGUAUCAUACGAUUAAGAAAUGUAUUCUUAUUAUAUCUGUGUUAUACGCUGCAUUUCUUUUCGAAAAGAGGGUGUAUCAGUGCAUCCACGGUCGUCAGGUCUAUUGAAAUCUGCGUCUACUAUUCGUAUGCCUAUCUGCUUUUUCACCUAUCAGACAUCUAUAACAUGUUCAUCAUUUUCUUGCUUUUUUUCCUUAAAUUUUAUAUGCAUAAUCACUUCAUAUAGUCCUCAUAGGUUAUUUCGAGUUUAAUGUCUAUUUUUUAAUCAAUUACUCAAGUGCUGUUUAGCGUUUUACUAGUUUGCUCUAAUCUUAUUUAAUAAAACUGACAAGUUUCAUGUCUAUACGUUUUCUGGUGAAAUAAAAUCUCACGAAACGAACUACACACUGUGAGUUUAUAAUCCGACUCUUCAUGGAGGUGUUGAUUGUCUUGAAUUACCGUGUCUGACCCUUUGCAUAUAUCAGCACCUCAAAUAUGAGAGACGUUGGAAAUGCUUGAAGAUUGUGAUAUCUCAUCGUGGGCUGAUAAUUUGGUCACCACUUUAGAAUGUCGUACUGUAAACGUUAAAAAUGGUCGUCAACCUCAUUCAGAUUCCUGACAGGUAAUAAAAUACUUGGCUUUUGUUAGUUCAAGGUGCGUUUCAGAGUAAAUUUUUUAUUUAUAACUUAUCUAUGGUAGAUGGCAUUUCAUUUAACCUUCUCUAAUAGUUUCUUUUUGAUGUAUAUCAUGAAUGUAGCUUUUCUAUACAAUAAUAUCAGUUCUCUUUUCAGAUAUCACGUAUAGGAAAUACUUUCUAUUGCAAGUUCGCUGAUCAGCACUAUUGUAGAAAAUAUGCUUUCGUAAUUUUCCUCUUUAAUGGUAUAGUUUGAAGAUCAUUUAAGACGUAUCUUCCAUAAAAAUAUCCGUAUCGUAUGUUAUUGUAGGUUUUACAUUUAUGGUAUUAUUUUGGAAUUUUAAUACUUUCUAAACGGAUAUUAGUAAUUAUUGCGAUUAUUUUUACAAUUUUACUAGGCAUUUAGAGGAUGCUUUAUAUAGUUAUCGCUACUGCAAUUGUCGUUAUUGGAUUCUGUAUUUACAAACGUAAAUCUAAUAAAGUCACAUUUCCUCUUGACUGCUUUUUAAAUGAGCAGUCUGCAGCUAUCGAUUACGAAGGAAACACUCGCACAUCCGUUACUUAUUCUACCAUUCCAGAAGUAUGUGCCAAUUUGUCUACUGUUUGUGAAGUGUUUCUAUCUGGGUUGAAUUUUUCAAGAAAUUCAGCUUGUUUGGGUUGGCGCGAAUACUGUGAGCAGGAUUACAAGUGGAUUACAUAUAAACAAGUGAAUGAUAAAAUCGGUGUUAUACGAUCCGCUCUACAUGCUUUAAAAACCAGAGGUUCGUAUGAAAACCUCUUCGUUGGUAUUUCAUCAAAAAAUUCACCACAGUGGAUAAUGGUCGAAUUGGCUUGUACAUUCUCUGGUUAUACUAUUGUACCAUUGUAUGAUACUUUAGGCGAGGAAGCUAUUUUAACUAUACUUAAACAAACUGAGCUUCCAAUAAUGUUUUGUGACUCAGUUGAAGUAGCACAACGUAUUACUACAUUCGCACCUGACACUUUACAACACAUUAUCUUAUUUCCUAACUCGUCUACAAAUGCAAAGUCUGCUUCUGUUUCAUCAGUUAACAGUUUGGUAAAAAUUUACGACUAUGAAGAAUUCCUAGAGUUCAGUACUGGAGAACUCAUUUGCACUGAAACUCCAAAACCUGAGAGUUUAUUUAUGGUUUGCUAUACAAGUGGAAGUACAGGCAUUCCCAAAGGGGUGAAAAUCACACAUCAAUGUGUUGUAAAGACCAUUCAAAGUUUAUUUCAACGACUUGAAGGAGAUAUCUUUAAUAAUACUGCUUCACAUCUAUCUUAUUUACCUUUGGCUCAUAUAAUGGAACAAAUGAUUUCUCUGUCUACUCUCUUGGUUGGCGCGAGAAUCGGUUUUCUAACCAAGAAUAUUCAAGGAUUACUAGCCGAUUUACAAGCUGUCAAACCACAUUUCUUUUUCACUGUUCCUCGUGUUUUAUCUCGAUUGUAUUCCGUUGCAAUGGAAAAGGUUUCAUCUGUUCCUUUACUACCUAGCAUAUUCCAUUAUGCAGUUGAAUCUAAAGUUGCAGAACAAGAAAAAAAUAUAUAUGAUAAUUCAAGUAUUUGGGACUUUAUAUUCUUCAAUAAAAUUAGACGAACUUUGGGUGGUCGUGUCAAAGUAAUAGUCUCUGGUAGUGCACCCGUUGCAAGUGAAAUUUUACGUUUUACACGGGGAGUUUUUGGCUGUCCAGUAAUAGUCGGUUAUGGUUUAAGUGAAUCAUGUGGCGUUAUUACGCUUACACUGUUUGGUGAUAAAACCCUGGAUCAUGUUGGUGCGCUUAUCCCAGGAGUUUCGGCCAAACUGGUAGAUGUACCGCAUAUGGGUAUCAGCGUUGACAAGAUGAAAAUGGGUGAAAUAUGUGUUAAAGGUCUAAAUUGUACUCAAGGGUAUUACAGGGAUGAAGAAAGCACAAAACAACUCAUUGACAAAGAUGGAUGGUUGCAUACUGGUGACAUUGGCAGUUGGACAAAAGAAGGUUCUUUAAAAAUUGUCGACAGGUGUAAAAACAUAUUUAAACUCUCACAAGAUUAAACGUGUUCACCUUUCUUCGUUUCCAUUCACUGUGGAAAAUGGUUUGCUCACCUCCAAUUUGAAAUUAGUGAGAUCUCGACUACGGGAAACAUUUUCAGAUAAAUUACAUUUAUUGUACGAAGAAGCGUGCUCAUAAUAUAAUAUUACGCCUUUAUUUCUACUGAAAUCUGAAAUAUUUAGUGAGAUUUAUAGAUAAAUAAAUAUUUCUUUAGAAAAUUCACAUCCUUCGCACUAGCACUUUAUAUUCACUUCUAUACAAAUCAUUAUGAAUUAACUACUUAAAGUUUUCCCAUGUCUUUUGUUCCUUAAUCCUGUAAUGGAUACGGUGAAUAUCAUGCACCCAUGUAUUUUUGUUUGAAUGAGAUCCAUGUUUUUCUGGUACUGAAAUUUUGUGUGGAAUAUGUUUCAGUAUGACUU
Schistosoma curassoni is the source of this 3293-nucleotide messenger RNA. Lineage: Eukaryota; Metazoa; Platyhelminthes; Trematoda; Strigeidida; Schistosomatidae. The record is from the annotation of a GenBank genome assembly.